AAAAGCUUGCUCCACAGCGUGGUGGGACACCGAUCCACGCCUGCCAGUUCACGAGGGACGCCCUGGAUUCGAGGGACAAGGAGAACUUCACCGCGCUCAUUCAGCGUGAAGCACGUCUCCUGGUCGAGGAGAAAAUCCGGGAGUCCGGCGACAGAGGAACAUCGAUUUUGAACUACCUCACGAACAUGUGCGCGUUCCUUGCAGCGUUGGUCUUGCUCGCGCGCGAGCGCAAGAUUCCGGACGGCGCGAUCAAGAAGAUGAUCGCCGAGUUCUUUGCCGACGAAGGGCAGUGGUUUGAUAUAAUCGCCGAGGGCGAUGACGGGGAGCAAUUUUUCUCCAAGAUGUUCCUGGCUCUUCUUGGUUACAAGCAUGGAGAGAAGUACGACAAGGCGACUUUCGCCAAGGACUUCUUCUCCUGCUACAAGGAGUUGGGGCUGCGAAUUGAACCACAAGGCCCUGCCGGUGAGGUGCCCUUCGAGAAGGCGCUCGUUCCGACGAGUGGGCGGAUGGAAUUCUGCAGCAAGCUGUUCAUUUACCUGCGCGGUGCAGGCGCCUGGUUGCCCAAGCCGAAAAAGACUUUCGUGGGCAGUCAAGUGUCAUUUGACGUGAGCCAUGACCUGCACACCGCGGGUAUGGUGAAGUCAUUGGCCCUUAUGAACAACACGUACCGCAAGAGCGAGGCUGGAGCGGGUUGCGGAGCGGCCGCGAGGAAGUUGCAGCAGAGCCAGGCGUGGAACUACUACGCCGAGCAUAACCAGAACCUCAUCAGCGAGAGCAUCGACGACCAGUAUGACGCGCUGGUUAAGCAGCACGAAGCGUUCAGGGUUGAGGACAUCUCGCGUUGUGUCGACAAGGCAUUCUGCCAGGAAACAGGAAUGAGCGUUAUCUCCCAGAGAGAGUGGAGCCUCAGCUUCUCACGUUGUGACGGUGGCAACGCGAAGCGCGUUUUGGCGGCCUUCCUGUCCGCCAUAGGGUGCUGA
This is a messenger RNA of Symbiodinium sp. CCMP2456, 980 nucleotides long. NCBI's taxonomy places the organism in Eukaryota, Dinophyceae, Suessiales, Symbiodiniaceae. The record is from the annotation of a GenBank genome assembly.